This is a messenger RNA of Cynara cardunculus var. scolymus (artichoke), 1260 nucleotides long. RefSeq lists its product as uncharacterized. The record is from RefSeq and is a predicted model, not a curated record. The transcript is spliced from 3 exons. The coding region runs from base 1 to 1260 and encodes 419 amino acids. NCBI's taxonomy places the organism in Eukaryota, Viridiplantae, Streptophyta, Magnoliopsida, Asterales, Asteraceae.
AUGACUUUGGAGGAGGCUAGGGAGUCUCCUGACGUCGUAUCGGGUAUGUUUCUUGUAAACAAUGUUUAUACUCAUGUACUGUUUGAUUCUGGUGCAAAUGGUAGUUUCGUGUCUUCUACUUUCCGCCAUUAUUUGAAUAAGGAUGCUUGUAGACUAGAGAAGAGCUAUACUGUAGAAACCGCUGACGGCAAUCAAGUUAAAGUAGAUGAAAUAGUUUAUGGGUGCACGAUCUAUAUAGAUGGUAGAGAAUUUCCUGUUAGGUUAAUGCCUAUGUGUUUAGGAGGUUUUGAUGUGGUUUUAGGAAUGGACUGGAAGUGUGGUACGGGGAUCAUCACAACACUAAAAGCGAGAAGGUGCCUUCAGAAAGGGUGCACUGCUUAUCUAGCGUAUGUGGUCGACGCUAAGUUAGAAAAGGGAACGGUACAAGGGGUACCAGUGGUAAACGAGUAUCCGGGAGUCUUCCCGGAUGAACUACCAGGACUACCACCAGAACGUCAAGUUGAGUUUCGUAUUGACUUAGUGCCAGGUGUGGCUCCUGUUGCACGAGCACCUUAUCGGUUAGCCCCAACAAAGAUGCAAGAGUUGAUGAAACAACUUCAGGAGUUGUUAGACAAAGGUUACAAAGAAGCUAGCCACUUCUCGAAGAUUGAUUUAAGAUCAGGUUACCACCAGUUGAAAGUCCGAGAAAAAGAUGUGCCAAAAACUACUUUUAGAACUCGAUAUGGUCAUUACGAGUUUAUAGUAAUGCCCUUUGGACUGACAAAUGCUCCAGCAGCAUUCAUGGACCUGAUGAAUAGAGUAUGUAGGCCGUAUCUGGAUAARUUUGUCAUCGUGUUCAUAGACGACAUUCUUAUUUAUUCGAAAAGCGAAAAAGAACAUGAGAAACAUUUAAGAACUAUUCUGGAACUACUKAUGAGAGAGAAGUUGUACGCCAAAUUCUCGAAAUGUGAAUUCUGGUUACGAGAAGUGCAAUUUCUCGGUCAUGUGGUCAACUCGAAAGGAAUUAAAGUGGAUCCGUCAAAGAUAGAGGCCGUCAUGGAUUGGGAGUCGCCAAAAUCUGCAUCCGAAAUCCGAAGUUUUCUGGGUCUAGCAGGCUAUUACCAAAGGUUUAUCAAGGAUUUCUCCAAAAUAGCAACGCCUAUGACCAAUUUGACAAAGAAGUCAAUUAAGUUUGAUUGGGGAGAAAAACAAGAAGAGGCUUCCCGAAUCCUCAAGACCAAGUUGAGUAGCGGAAGGAACAGAAGACUUUGUUGUUUAUAG